Molecule: messenger RNA, 1995 nt
Organism: Yamadazyma jaroonii
Lineage: Eukaryota; Fungi; Ascomycota; Pichiomycetes; Serinales; Debaryomycetaceae
Source: the annotation of a GenBank genome assembly
AUGGUUAAUGAAACCGCUGAUAUACAUAGUUUAUCAUCCCUUGAGUCAGAGCAGUCACAACUAAAUAACCAAGAUCCUCAGGAGAUCAAUAUAAGACAGUCUGAAAACAGUAGUGAUAAUAAUGGGGAUAGUGAAAAACUGGCCGAAACAGGUACUGGGGCGUCUGUCAAUGAAACCGGUUUGAACAGCACUCAGACAAACAUGUCAACUAAAACCAAUCGUGUUCCAAUGAAAGAUCGGAGGGGCCUAUUAUCCCACUUAGCUAUAUUACCAGAAUAUGAAGAUCCAAGAGACUAUCCUAGGCAGAUCAAAUACUUCAUUGUUUUCAUAAUAGGAUUUGCAGCUGUUGUGGGACCUAUGGGGACAUCAAUUCUAUUACCAGCCAUAGAUGAUGUCGUGGAAGAUUUGAAUACGACCACUAUACUUGUAAAUAUAUCAGUGGGUAUUUAUUUGUUAUCGUUAGGAAUAUUCCCACUUUGGUGGUCAUCAUUGAGUGAAAAAUAUGGUAGGAGGUCUAUCUAUUUGAUAUCUUUCACCUUAUUCCUCGGAUUUAGUAUAGGAUCGGCUUUUUCACCUAGUAUUUCAGCAUUGAUUGUAUUCAGAGUAUUAUGUGGGGGAAGUUCCGCUUCAGUACAAGCUGUGGGAGCUGGUACAAUCGCUGAUUUAUAUCCCCCUGACCAAAGGGGUAAAGCUAUGGGUUGGUAUUAUUUAGGACCUUUGAUGGGACCAUUCUUAUCUCCCAUCAUUGGAGGAGCUGUAGCUGAAGCAUGGGGUUGGAGGGCAACUCAAUGGGUUUUGGUCAUAGCUGCUGGAAUGGCAGAUUUUUUGAUUAUAUUUGCGUUGCCUGAAACCUUGAGGAAGCAGGAUAACUUGGCAAAUGUAAGAGAAUAUCUUCAAAAGUUAAGAGCUCAAGAAAUAGAGGACGAGGACACCUCGGAUAAUCUCAAUGAUUCGAUAUCAGAGAAGGAUAAAGAAAAGAAUGCUUCGAAAACACAGGAAAUCAGCGACAAGGAAAACAAUCUUCUGAGAUUGCCCUCAUUGCAACAAAUCGAUUCUAUGUUGAGUGAAAUUUCACGGUUAGAGUCGAGGUCAUCAAGAGGCGACAACGAAGAAGGGCUUUUUAACAUCGACAACGGUGUUGGGGACUCUAUCACACCUUAUUUAUCUAGAUUAGAUACCAGAAAAUCAGACUAUUCUAAAAGGGUGCAGAUUGAAGCUUUACAAAGUCGAUUAAGCAAAGAGCUUGAUGUACCAAAAUCCAAAAGGGAAAAGUGGGAAAAUUUUAAAUUUGAAUCAUACGAACUAUUGAUCAAGCCUUUACAUUCCCUUGUUCUACUCACGUACCCUCCAGUGAUACUAGUAAUAUCACAUUCAGCUAUUUGUUUUGCAGCUAUUUAUUUUUUCAACAUCACCAUAUCCUAUGAAUACAGCCGAGCUCCUUAUAAUUACAGUACACUAAUAGUUGGUUUAUUAUAUAUUCCCAACUCCGUAACUUAUAUUUUGGCCUCAAUUUUUGGGGGUAGAUGGAAUGAUAAAUUAUUGAGAAAGUAUGCUGACAAGCAUAAUGGAGAGUUAAGCCCAGAGUCAAGAAUUUCAUGGAAUCUAAUCAUUGCCACUAUCUUAUACAUUCCCGCAUGUCUAAUUUUCGGAUGGACAUUAAAAUAUCAUUUGCAUUGGGUGGUACCUUUAGUUGGUACAGCAUUGUUUGGUUUCUCCUCUAUGUUGGUAAUCGGAGUUUCCGUCACUUAUUUGGUAGAUACAUUACCUGGUAAAGGAGCUACUGGUGUUGCAUUAAACAAUUUAGUAAGACAGAUUUUGGCAACCAUAGCCACAUUCGUUGUGGAUCCAUUAUUGGUUGCCUUAGGUCCUGGUAUCUUGUAUUCAAUUAUUUUAGGAAUCAUUCUUAUUUCAUCCUUUUCAUUGGUUUAUUUGAAAGUUAAUGGUGACAAGUUGAGACAGAAAUAUGACAUUAGUGCUUACUACGAUAGAUUAUAA